Molecule: messenger RNA, 3020 nt
Organism: Oryza sativa Japonica Group (Japanese rice)
Lineage: Eukaryota; Viridiplantae; Streptophyta; Magnoliopsida; Poales; Poaceae
Molecular function (GO): protein binding
Source: RefSeq, a predicted model, not a curated record
AUCAGCAGCAAUUUUGCCACGGCGGCGCCUCCAUCAUCAUCGAGUCGAGUCGAGUCGUCUGCAAAGUCCAAAGUCGAGGGAGAUGAGAGAGGAGACUUGUUGAUCCAAAUGGCGCCCUCGUUGUUGUCUUCCCAACUCCAACUGCACGCCGACGACGUCGCACCCCGCACGAACUAGACAAACACCCACACCAUAAUCCAAAACCAAAACCUCCUCGCCACAUAUAAAUCCCCAUUUGCGCGCGGCCGCCUCGCCGGAGGGGAGGGUGUCGCAAUGCCGGAGGCUGCGGCGGCGGCGGCGGGCCACAUGGAUCCGGUUGGCGACGAGGCGGCGGAGAGGAGGGAGAUGGAGGAGAAGGAGGAGGAGGAGGAGGAGGAGGAGGAGGAUGAGGAGUUCUACGAGUCGCUGGAUCGGAUCCUGUCGUCGUCGUGCUCGUCCACGUCCGCCUCCGACGACGACGACCAGCAGCACCGGCGGAGGCGGCGGCACCACCCGCAGCCGCAGCAGCUGUCGUCGUCCGCGACGUUCUCCGCGUACGAGGUCUGGAUCUCCGAGCCGACAUCCGUCGAGGAGCGCCGCCGCGUGCUGCUGCGUCGGCUCGGCCUCGCCCACGACUCCGAGCCCCUGCCGCACCCGUCCCCACGCGUAUCAUCCUCCUCCCCUCGUUCGCCGACCCCUUCCCCCCCGUCCUCGUCGCCGCCUCGGCCGGCUCCCGUGGUGGCCGCCGCGGAGGAGCCCAGAUCCAGCGGCCACGGGAAGCCGCCGCUUGCGAGGAACCCGAGCGGCGGCGCGGAGCAAUGCCGGAUCCGGAACCUGGACGACGGUACGGAGUUCGAGGUCGGGGAGGUUCACGAUGAGGUGGUCCGGGAGGUCGGCACUGGCCGGCAGCUCACCUUCGAGGAGUUCGAGCUCUGCAUUGGCCGCUCCCCGAUCGUCCAAGAGCUCAUGCGCCGGGCCACCACAGCCGCAUCAUCCUCCACCUCCGACCACGCCGCCCCAGCAUCCAAGCCACGGAGGAAGCCUGGAGGCUGGCUGCGUGGCAUCCGGCACCUGGCGGGAAGCGUUGCAUACGGGCGCAGCAGCACCGAUGAGAGGGACAAGGAGAAGGAGAAGGAGAAGAAGGAGAGGGAAGCGCGGCGCCUGAGCUCCGCCACCGAUGACAGCCUUGACGGCAACGGCUCGCGCAAUGCAGGGAGGGUCAGGGUGCGGCAGUAUGGGAAGGCGUGCAAGGAGCUCACCGGGCUGUUCAUGACACAAGAAUUGGCUGCCCAUUCGGGCUCAAUCUGGUGUAUCAACUUCAGCUUGGAUGGACGAUACCUUGCAAGCGCUGGCGAGGACCGUGUCAUCCAUGUGUGGGAGGUAUCAGAGGGAGAAAGAAAGGGAGAAUUGCUCGGGGAAGGUACGGUGGCAAGGGAGAACGGUGGUGGCUGCAGCCCGUUUCUUGCAGCUGUUGGGAAUGGAUCGCCGGAGCUGGCAACAUUGUCAUUGAGCUGUGCUGACGGGGGUUUUGUGGAGAAGAAGAGGAGGCCAAGGAUGCAAAGCAGCCGGAAGUCUGUUGGCUCUGAUCAUCUAGUUGUGCCUGAAUGUGUGUUUGGGUUCAGAGAUAAACCAGUAUGCUCUCUAUUGGGUCACGCCGCCGAUGUUCUUGAUCUAUCAUGGUCCAAAUCUCAGUACUUGCUUUCAUCCUCAAUGGACAAAACUGUUAAACUAUGGGACAUUACUACUAGUACCUGUCUGAAAACAUUUUCACACACAGACUAUGUGACUUGCAUCCAGUUCAAUCCCGUGGAUGAUAACUUCUUCAUUAGUGGAUCACUGGAUGAAAAAGUACGCAUUUGGAAUGUACAUGAUCGUAAGAUUGAGGAUUGGAAUGAUCUUCAUGAGAUGGUCACUGCUGCGUGUUACUCCCCUGAUGGACAGGUUGCACUGGUGGGAUCACACAAGGGAAGCUGUCAUUUAUUUGAUACAACUGAAAAGAAGCUUCAGUACAAAAGUCAGAUAGAACUAAGAAUCAGGAAGAAGAAGUCUGGCCAGAAGAAGAUAACUGGCUUCCAGUUUGCUCCUGGAAGCUCGUCGGAAGUCCUGAUUACCUCUGCAGAUUCAAGAAUCCGUGUUGUUAAUGGUGAUGAACUCGUUCACAAAUUUAAAGGGUUCCGAAAUACAAGUAGCCAAAUAUCCGCUUCUGUAGCUCCAAACGGGAAAUAUGUGGUCUGUGCCAGUGAGGACUCCCACGUGUAUGUCUGGAGGCAUGACAAUACUUCCCAUCCGAGCAGAAGCAGGAGUGCAGUUGAUGUAACCAACUCAUAUGAGCAUUUCCAUUGCCAUGAUGUCACUGUGGCUAUCACAUGGCCCGGCGCUGAAUCCCGUGGCUCAUUCGGGUCCCGUAGCAGCAGAAACAGUGAUUCAGACGAUGCAGUGAUGAACACGGGUCGGGAUGCCCCUGUAGAGAACAGUGAGCAUGAUCUGAAUGGCACUGUCAAUAGAUGCACCAAGCGCCCAGUUUGUGAAGGUGUUGCAAGCACAAGCAAUCCUCCAGCGGAUGGAGUAUCAACGUCCUGGCCUGACGAGAAACAAUCGUCUGCCAAGAGCAGUCCUGGUCACUGCUCAUCCGACCUUUGCAUUGGAGCUUUGGAUGUUCAGCGCCGGUCAGCUUGGGGAUUGGUGAUUGUCACUGCAGGAAGGGGUGGUGAAAUUAGGGUGUUCCAGAAUUUCGGCUUCCCGGUUCAAGUGUAAAGCUAGUGUGAGAAUAUUCAGAGAUGUCCGUUUGUUUACUGUAUAGAUAUCGUUAGUUUUUUCUCCAUUUCACCUAGUUCUUUUACUAGCUAAAAGAUUUCCCUGUUUCGCUGUCAGGUUGGGAGCCCCAGUAGCUCAAUCCAACUUGCUAAGCACCACACUAUUUUUUACCCUCUGUUGAUACAAGGCUUUGUGUAAUUGUAUGGUUAACAACCAAUACAUCGAUUUGUUUGUUCAUAUAUUGUUUCUUGGUUAUACACUGAUUGAUAUAUGAAGAUAAUUUCUAA